UUGUUUGGUCAACUCGGGGAAGAUGCGAAAAAGAAGACGGUCUUGGUCUACGGGCAUUUGGGUAGGUUCCUUACAAAUUUGGUGUCUAAAGGGAUUAUCGUCUGUAAUGUUCAACCGGCUGCAAAGGACGAUGGUUGGAGAACAGAGCCUUUCACACUCAUCGAGAAAGACGGGAAAUUGUUUGGACGAGGAGCUUCUGAUGAUAAAGGACCAGUCUUGUCUUGGUUGCAUGCCAUCGAAAUGCUUCAAAAGCAUAAGAUCGAUAUUCCUGUUAACGUAAAAUUCUGCUUCGAAGCAAUGGAAGAAAGUGGAUCAUUAGGUUUGGAAGAGCUCCUGACGAGAAACAAAGACAAGUUCCUUGCCGGAGUCGACUUUACAUGUAUAUCGGACAGUUACUGGCUAGGAACGACAAAACCAUGUCUCACACAUGGACUGAGAGGUAUUUGUUCGUUCAACGUGGAAGUGACCGGAAUACAGCAGGAUUUGCAUUCGGGAGUCUUCGGCGGUGUUGUGCAUGAACCAUUGGCAGAUCUGAUCUGGGUGAUGUCUCAAUUAACUACGGUGGACAACCGGAUCGCAAUCCCGGGAAUCUAUGACGAUGUUGCCCCUAUGUCAGAAGAAGAACACAAACUUUAUGAGACUAUCGACUUUAGCGUAAAAGAGUUCCGAGAAAGCGUUGGCGCAAAGAAGCUGCCAACUGAAGACAAGAAAACACUACUGAUAAGACGCUGGAGAGAGCCAUGUUUGUCCAUCCACGGUAUUGAAGGCGCAUUCUCAGGAACUGGUGAAAAAACAGUAAUCCCAUCGAAAGUUAUCGGCAAAUUUUCCAUCAGAAUCGUCCCUCAUAUGAAACCUGAAAAGGUUAACAAGAUGGUUAUUGACUAUUUGAAAGAGCUAUGGAAAAAGAGAGGAUCACCAAAUACGUUCACACCUACUCCUGGCCACGAUGCUCUUCCUUGGCUUGCUGAUACAAACGAUGCAAAUUUCAAGGCAGGUGCCAGGGCAAUGAAGAUUGUGCACGGCGUGGAUCCCGACUACAUUCGAGAAGGUUGCAGCAUUCCUAUUACGCUCACAUUCCAGGAGUUGACGGGUAAGAGUGUUCUUUUGCUACCACUCGGUGCCGCCGAUGAUAUGGCGCAUUCACAAAACGAGAAGAUGAAUAAGGUGAACUAUGUGCAAGGAGUGAAGACGCUAUUGACCUAUCUUCUUGAACUAGGAAAAGCUCAUUAA
Haemonchus placei is the source of this 1230-nucleotide messenger RNA. The record is from the annotation of a GenBank genome assembly. Lineage: Eukaryota; Metazoa; Nematoda; Chromadorea; Rhabditida; Trichostrongylidae.